CUGUGAGAACUUGCUUAGCAAUUUUUCUGACCAAAAUGAAGACAGCAAUGGACAAUAACAUGCUGGGAGUUUUGUUCAACAUGUCAAAACCUCAGAUAAGGCGAGCUGUAUCUUCUAUAAGACAAGUCCUGUCCAACAAGUUUGUCCCAAACCACUUGGGUUUCAAACACAUCACCAGAGAUGCUGUGAUAAGUGAGCACACAAGACCUCUUGCUAAGGAACUUUUUUCUCCCACCAUCAACCAAGCCAUACUGGUCCUUGAUGGAACAUACAUAUAUGUUCAAAAAAGUUCACAGUUUUCCUUUCAAAGGCGGUCAUAUAGUAUGCAGAAACAAAGACAUCUGUUGAAACCAAUGAUGAUUGUCACCACCACGGGGUACAUUGUUUCUGCCAUAGGACCAUAUUAAGCUGAUGGCAGAAAUUCUGAUGCCAAAAUCCUCAACCAUAUCAUUGGUACAGACACGGAAGAAAUCAAAACGUGGCUCCAAGAGGAUGACAUUUUGAUAGUGGACAGGGGCUUCAGAGACUCAGCAGGUGUAUUAGCUGAUCUCGGUAUCCAGAUGGAGAUGCCGUCCUUUUUACAAAAAGGACAUAAGCAACACAAAACUGAAGAUGCCAAUAGUUCUCGGUUGAUUACAAAGAUAAGAUGGGUAGUGGAAUCCGUAAAUGCAAGAAUUAAGACAUGGCGCUACUUGGCAAGACAGCUCCCGAAUUCUCAAAUUCCAUAUGUUGGGGAAUAUGUACGAAUCAUCAGUGCUCUCUGCAACAAAUACAGGCCACCUCUUAGCAGUGGAGAUGAAGAGAAUGACUUGCAGACAGCUGCAAAGAUGCGUCACCUCUCUACACAGACUAAUCUGCUGCAGACUGAGGUAGAAUCAAAUAAUUUGCAGAAGAAACGAUAUGUCUGGAGAAGGAUCGAUGACGAGAACAUUGAUGUCUCCGACUUUCCCCGAUAUACAGAAGAGGAAAUCCGGGAACUAACUCUUGGAGUUUACCAAGUUAAGUUGGCGAAACAUUACACCCAGGAACACAUGAGCCAAGAAGGGUAUGAACUUUGGGUCGAUCAUCACCAACCAGGUCUCCUUGCUGUUAAGAUCCAAAGUAGGUAUACAUCAAGCAAAUCCUACCUAUGCUGGAUUAGAUUUGAAGAGGGAGCAGUGACUUUGUGGUAUUGUUGUUGCAAAUCAGGCGCAAGAGUAGUUGGAAUGUGUGCACACAUUGCCAGUGUUAUAUGGUAUUUGUCUUUUGCCAGACACUCCUGCGUAAAUCUUGAACUAAGCAAGAACUGGUUGGACUCUGUAUGUGAUGCAGCCAUUAUUCCUGAGGUUGUUGAUGAAAGUGACAGUGCGUCUGAAGCCACGGAGGAAUGACAUUGAAUGUAUCUAGUUGUAUACUGGGGUAUUUUUGCAAUUCAAGUGUGUUUAUUAUUUGUUUAUUCAUGUCCAGAUUUGUUCACUUGGUGCUUUUUUAAAACCCUGGAACUUGAUGCCACCUUGUUUAAGAUGCAAGUAUAUGUCCUAAAAUUCAUUUUUACAUAAUUAUGUGAAUUUGUAUACAUGUGUAUUAUGCUCUCAUCUGUUAUUCACUUUUUAAAACAUUUAUAAAUUAUAAUUGUGUAAAUUAAUGUACAUAUAGAAUACAUUACUGCUACUCUAAAUAGAUUCAAACAUUUAACUUUAAGUUAAACUUAAUUUAUUUUGUCAGAUUAAAGAUUAAAAAGCUUGCAUCGUAAAUACGUGUACAUGUAGGACAUGUAUAAGUUAUAAUGCCAUUAAUGAUGUAGUUUUUAAUUAUUUCUUUUUUAAAUACUGUUUAUUUUGAGGGCUUCACAAACAAUAUGUCAUUUAUAUCAUUGCCUUUCACCUGACAUUUAUCAAGCAAUCCUUCAUAACUUGUUAUUAAUGGCCAUACUAGGGAAAAUGUGCUUGUAUUACCAUAUAGAUCUGUUGUUGAAUUUCUAGUGCAAAAAGGUCAAAUCUAAUGCAGAGAUGGAUUAUGUGUUUGUUCUUAUUAUCUUUAAUUGUGAAUAAACCUCUUUA
Molecule: messenger RNA, 2039 nt
Organism: Magallana angulata
Lineage: Eukaryota; Metazoa; Mollusca; Bivalvia; Ostreida; Ostreidae
Exons: 5
Coding region: 561-1370 (269 amino acids)
Source: RefSeq, a predicted model, not a curated record